Molecule: messenger RNA, 1500 nt
Organism: Dermatophagoides pteronyssinus (European house dust mite)
Lineage: Eukaryota; Metazoa; Arthropoda; Arachnida; Sarcoptiformes; Pyroglyphidae
Gene: Tti1
Product: Telo2 interacting protein 1
Cellular component (GO): cytoplasm
Source: RefSeq, a predicted model, not a curated record
UUUAAAAAAAUAAAUAAAAAAUAAAUAAAUUUUCUGAUUAAUUUAAAACCAAAAAUGGCUAAUAAUAUUGAUUAUUUACAAACAAAAUCAUUAGCAAUUAAAUGUGAAUCUUGUUUAUUUGCACCAGAUCCAAAUAAACUUGAUGAUAUUAAACAAUUUCUACAGAAUUCGAAUCUUAGUCAAAAAUUUUUUCAAUCAAAUUAUAAUCGUUUAAUAUUUACAAUUCAAAUGAUUUUGGCUGAAAUACCAAAAUCCGUAAAGAAUUCUAAAUUCAGUGCUGAUCAACUUUUUCGAAAAUGUUUGGAAAUCUAUCAGAUUCUAUUUCAAAAAGUUUCGAUUAAAGAUUCAAAAAUUUUUGAUACAAUUUUCAAAAUGUUUUCCUUAUUAAUCGAUAGACAAUCAUCAAAUCAACGAAAUAAUGAUUCAAAGAUAAUCCAUUUAAGUGAUAAUUCUACUAAAUUAUUGAUUGAUUGUACAAUUCAACUGUUAUCAACAUGUAAUCAAUCUAUGUUCAGAGAUUUUAUUUUCAAUCAAACAGGAACAGUACAGUUUGAAACAAUGUACGGUAUGCUUACGAAUAAUUUAUUACAAAUCAUUAUUGAAAAUGAUUAUCAACCAUUAAAAACUGCGUCAUUAGAUUUAAUGUCAACAAUGUAUUUGAAAAUUAUCGAUAAACAAUUAUCUGAUUUUAAUUAUAAUUCUUUAAAUUCGAAUCAAAAAAAUGAUGAAAAAUUUGAAAGAUUUUCGAAAUUUAUUGCAUCAAUUUUACCUGGUUUAUUGUCAAAAAUUUGGAAACUAUUAAAUCGUUGUUCGAAUGGUGAUUAUCAUAAUUUACAAUCCAAUGUUAUCAUCGCCGCUUUACGAUUGUUGAACAUUGUUUUUUUAAUUGUUUUCGAAAAUAUUGGAAAAUUUACUGAAGAAUUAUUGAAUGAUGAAAAAUUUUAUCGAAAUUUAUCAACAAUAAUUUCCGAUAUUAUCGAUAUACUGAUCGAACAUACUGAUCUAAAUGUACGAUUAAAUUUAUUAAAAUUUAGCAAAAGUUUAUUGUUUAAUUGUGAUGAUGAAAAAUUUGUUCAAAAACAAAUAGAUAAUUUAAUCAAAAUUCCUUUGAAUUAUAUUGGAUCAAUUUCUAUUAAUGAACAACAGGAUGAACACCGGAAUGAAAUGAAUGAUCUGUGUAAAAAUUUUUCAGCAAAAAUCCUAGAAAAAUUGAAUAUGAUUGAAAUUUUACAGAAAAAAUUAUUCGAUCAUCUUACACAAAUGCCUUAUACAUUUCGAAAUAUUCACAAUCAUAAUUCGAAUCGAAUUGUAACGAAAACUUGUUUAAAAUCAUCAUUUCAAAUUCUGAUUGGUUUCAUACAUACAUUAAACCGAACGGGAAUAUAUGAUUUUUUGAAAUUAGAACAACAUAAUCAUCAUCUGUUUCGUACAUUAAUAAAUCUAUCGGAAUUUGAUUUUAAACAUUCGAAAUAUGCUGUAUAUGAAGAUGUUGAUGAUUCA